AUCUCUCUCCUCCUCCGGCCUCCACAGUCUGGCGCUCUCGGCUCUUCUCACCGCGCAGCUUUUUUCAAUCCUGCUCCUCUAACUCCAAGUGUCCGGACACAAACUGCCACAUUCCUGAGGACAACUUUCAGUACUGCUCAUGAACUUUUCAUUCCUACCGACCAGAGGAAACAUUUGGAGAACACCUGGACACUCUUACUUCCUGGUUAUAUAACUUUUGUUGCACUUGAACGUCUCCUUUACAUUCCUUAAGACUUUGGCUCGUGACGGACAUCCGUUUUUUUUCCUCAUUCAAAUCAACGAUUUAAGUCGUUUUUCGCGUUUUAACAUUAUCCUAAACAGACCAAAUAAGCAGGAGGGGUAGUAUCCUGCGUUUUUUUUUUGCACAACCCAGAAAUAGUCUUAACUGUGUUUUUUCUACUUGUAGUCUUAAAUUAAGUAACAUAACAGUCAACAAUGGCAGGUAUGAACUCUCUGGAUGCUGUGAAGAGGAAGAUUCAGUGUUUGCAGCAGCAGGCCGACGACGCAGAGGACCGGGCUCAGGUCCUACAGAGAGAGCUGGACAGUGAACGGGAGCUCCGAGAGAAAGCGGAGGGUGAUGUAGCAGCUCUGAACCGUAGGAUCCAGCUGGUGGAGGAGGAGUUGGACCGAGCCCAGGAGAGGCUGGCCACAGCACUGCAGAAACUGGAGGAGGCCGAGAAGGCAGCAGAUGAGAGCGAGCGAGGGAUGAAGGUGAUAGAGAACCGAGCGAUGAAGGACGAGGAGAAGAUGGAGAUUCAGGAGAUGCAGCUGAAGGAGGCCAAACACAUCGCAGAGGAGGCCGACCGUAAAUACGAGGAGGUGGCUCGCAAGCUGGUGAUCCUGGAGGGAGAGCUGGAGAGAGCUGAGGAGAGGGCCGAGCUCUCAGAAUGUAAAGCCAGUGACCUGGAGGAGGAGCUGAAAAAUGUGACCAACAACCUGAAGUCCUUAGAAGCCCAGUCUGAGAAGUACUCAGAAAAAGAAGACAAGUAUGAGGAGGAGAUCAAAGUCCUGACUGACAAACUGAAGGAGGCUGAAACCCGUGCAGAGUUUGCAGAAAGGACAGUGGCCAAACUGGAAAAGUCCAUUGAUGACCUGGAAGAGAAACUAUCACAUGCCAAAGAGGAGAAUCUGGGCAUGCAUCAAGUCCUGGACCAGACCCUGCAGGAGUUGAACAGCUUAUAAACACACACAGAGGAAGUUGGAGAGGAUGAGAUCGUCAUGUAACAUUCCAUUAAUGUUCGACUCCAUUCCACAUUUCGAGCUGUAAAAUCUCUGUUCCCUGCGUAAAGGGGGAUUAACUUAAUGCUUGUCCCUUGAUGUUUUUUUUUUUUCUAAGGCACAACUUUGUUUUUUCUUUUUUUUUUUUUUUCUUUUUUUUUUGUGUAUGAUGGGAGACUCCCCGUCGCUUCUUUUGUAUCUCCAGCUGUGAUUGCAGAAAUUCUCUCCUGGAAUGAUUUUGACCACUUUAAAUAGAAACAACUGGCAGUUAAUAUGCCCAAAGAAACCUCAGAUCCGGUCACUCAACCACUUAAACUGGCUCAAUUUGACAUUUUAUGUGCACAUACAUUAAGCCUGUCCAAUUAUUUUAAUGCAUAGGCUACAGAUGGCAUUGGGUUUAACUGCAGUCUACAUAAGCAUGGCUCUGAAGUGCCACCCAGUGGGUAAAUGAAGUUAGUGAACAGUGAGUUUUCUGUUCCUGUCUCAGCAGUAUCCUCUUAAAUCCACGUUUGUGUUUAAACAGCGUGAUGGUCAAAUGGACAGGUGACCUUAUGGAAAGGUUUCAGUGAUAACUACGCAAGUCACUCUAGGCUUCUUUACAGUUAAUUAGGAAGUAACACCUCCUCUGCAAAUCCCUGAUGAUCAUGAACACCUACAUGUGGAAGGCGCGCAGAAAAAUACAGUGCGAUGUCAAGUUUUUUCUGCUCCCUUCCUGGUGCGGGAAUCUGUAGAAUCUGAGCACUGUGCAUAUCUUAACUGGUCUACCUUUCUUUUAGUCUGACCUGUCUAUUUACACCAUCAGCAUCAUUGCCAACAAUACGCCAUAAUGUAGCCAAUAUUUACUAGAUUUACAAUAUAUGGUAUUGCAUGAGCGAGCUAAACCCCAAACCACUGGAAGCUCUGUCAAGUUUUAUCAACCAUGGAUACUUAUUGUAUAUAGUAGAAUAAUGUUAGGUAUGUGGAAAGUUGUAUUGCUUUUGAUUUUUUUUUUUUUUUCUUUUUUUGUUUCAUUUACACCACUUCUUUAUGCCAGGGGAACUCUCAAGACCAAAGAACACUCAUAACACAGACAAUAAAUUCUUAAAAUGUUUUAUUUUUGUUUGUGAUGGUCGUCAUGGUUUCAUCUCAUGCCAGGGCCAUGAUAAAGCGCCUCACAUUUGAUUGAGACCAUUCUGAAAUAUUUCAUUCACCAACCCCCACCCCCCUCUAUGUCAACCUAAUAAAUGUUUUACAGAAA
Thunnus maccoyii (southern bluefin tuna) is the source of this 2476-nucleotide messenger RNA. RefSeq names its product tropomyosin 4a (gene tpm4a). Gene Ontology annotation, cellular component: actin filament. Gene Ontology annotation, biological process: muscle contraction; actin filament organization. Gene Ontology annotation, molecular function: actin filament binding. The transcript has 8 exons. The record is from RefSeq and is a predicted model, not a curated record. The coding region runs from base 457 to 1203 and encodes 248 amino acids. NCBI's taxonomy places the organism in Eukaryota, Metazoa, Chordata, Actinopteri, Scombriformes, Scombridae.